AUGAAACAGUUUGGCAAUGAUUCUGGGUAUGGAAGUGAGGUUUCUGAAUGCACUUCAGAAAUACCUCAACUGAGCAAAUCUCCUAUAAUAAAAGAAAGUUUCCAGCCUAAAGAAGAUCGACUGCCUGAUUGCAUUCCACUUGUUAAAUCUGGUCAUAGCCUUGAACCUGAUAUGCUCUUCGGGUAACUUCUAACUAGAUGACGGCCAACUUCAAUCUUACAAAACGGUCCAAUUCCUUUAUGUUUUACCCUAGACAAAAUUUCAACACAAACUGCGAUUUUCUAUGGAUUUCGCCCUCAAGACUCCCUUGAGCUUCAUGAGUGCUACUCAAGCCCAGAAACUUAUAAAUUCACAAUAAAUCCAGUUCUGCGACAUGCAUGAAACUCCAUCAAAAAACUUGGCCCAGCCAACAACGCCCAACCUUUUAAAGGAAUGAAAGAAGGUCUAGACAUAAAAGAUUUGAUUUUUUCCUCAUGUUUUGAAAGCGGAAACUUAGAUAAAGUUGUUAAGGUCAAAGAUGAUGAAUACGAUUUAUAUUUAAGAACUGACUCAAACUCAUACGGACAUAAUUGAUGAUACUAUUUUAAAGUAGAGAACAAAUGAGGUGAGAGAGAAAUUAAAUUCAACAUAGUAAAUUUUUCAAAAAAGAGCAGCCUGUAUAGUCAAGGAAUGCUACCAUGCAUUUUUGAUGCACGUAACCCUAAUAAAGGAUGACUAAAAGGGGGUUAUAAAGUUACUUAUACACAAAGCAAAAUAAAUCAGCCACAAUCGCGAAGAAUAUAUUAUUCUUUAUCAUUUUUUUAUCAAUUCAAGGAAAAUGACUCUAUUUAUUUUGCUUAUUCAAUCCCUUAUAAAUAUUCAAGGCUCUGCAAAUUUUUAAAGGACUUGGAAAAGUCAAAUUUAGUCAAAAACGAAAUUUUGUGUAAAAGUUUAAGUGGAGUUGAUGUUCCAAUUUUGACUAUUACGGAUUUUUCGCAAAAUAUUAAGCCUAAGGAGACAGCUUUUCUUACAGCAAGAGUACAUCCUGGAGAAACACAUGGAUCCUGAGUGAUGGAAGGGUUUCUUAAAUUUAUUGUAAGCGACAAUGAGGAGGCUGAAAGAUUGAGGAAAAAAAUUGUAUUUAAAAUAAUUCCUAUGCUUAAUCCUGAUGGAGUUAUAUUAGGAAAUUCAAGAUGCUCGCUUACAGGAGAAGAUUUGAAUCGCCGAUUUCAAAGUCCAGAUCCAAGACUUCACCCAGUGAUUCAUACUUUAAAAAACAUGAUUAAAAAUGAGAAAAUAUCGUUUUACUUUGACUUUCAUGCCCAUUCUACCAAAAAAGGCAUGUUUAUCUAUGGUCCUCACUAUCCACUUCAUUCAGAUAAAUAUAUUAGCAUUAAAGUUCUUCCUAACUCCCCCUUCCAUGAGAGUGAACAAAAAAAUUUUGUUCGCCCAUGGAGGAGGUUAUUUUUUUUUUUAAAAAAAAUUUUGUUUUCGAAAUUUUAAAAAAUUCCUAAUUCGCAAAAAUUGGAAAGCAAAUAUUAAUUUAAUUUAUAAAAUUUAUGUUUUAAAGCGCAAUUUGUUUAAAAUUACACAAAAUUAGCUAUAGAUUUCAUUAUAUAAUAAUUAUCAUUUAUAUAUCAAAUUUUUUUUCAUAAAAAAUUUUUUGUUUGCUCACGGAGGGUAUAGAGGUUUCCUCUAUAUAGCGCUGAAAGCGCAGACAUUUUCCCAGGGAGCUUUCCAAGUUCGUCGGACCGAAUCGCUUUUUGGUCCGACCAAGGCAUUGAUUUGGUGCAACCAACCGAUAAAUUCCGAUCAGAAUUUAUCGGCCUUACAGCGCCAAACAUAGGAAACUUCUAUAGGUUUUUGGGCAAAAAAUAGUGAUUUUUCUAAUGCUUCUCGCUCAAGGAGGGGGAGUAAGCUUUUCAGUGAGAGGACAGAAAUGUUUCGGUACUUUUCAUGCAAAUUUAAAAAUGACUGAUCAAAAAGGAAAGCUGCAAGACUUGUAAUAUGAAAAGAAUUAAAACUGCCAUUUGUAUAUACAAUAGAAACUUCUUCAUACGGAUUUCUAGACUCUGAGAGAAACACAAUACCUUUUUCUGAGGAGCUAUUAUUUUCUUUAGGGAGAAAAUUUUCUGAAUCUUUAUUAGAAUAUAUUGUUAUCCGUAACAAAUUUAUUAAAGAAAAAGAAGCAAAGAAAAACGAAAGACUAAAAAGGAAAAAGCGAGGGAAGAAAGCAAAUGAAAAUAUAGAAAAAUUUACUGCAAGAUCAUUAUUGGAAAUUAUGAAUUGUAUAAAAGAUGAAAAUAUUCAAGAAGAAAAUAAUUCAGAAACAUCAGAAAGUGAAGAUGAAGAAAACCCAGAAUAUGAAGAGCAGCAGAACAAAAUCAACCAAAAAAUCCUAAAAGUGAUGGAAAAAGCUAAAAAUUUGAUGGGAUUUAAAAGAAAAGGCUCCUAUUCAGGAUUGAGGCUAAAUAAAAGAGAAAAUAAUCAUGAUGGCAGAACUUCAAAAGAUAAAUUACCUAAAAAUUUGUCAAAUAUGGCAAGAUCAAGCUCAAAAAUUAAGAAGCAAAGAAAGAUUGAAGAAAUUUCAAACAAAUUUUUGUUAAAUGAAAAACUUAAAAUGAGACCAAUUACAAGCUCAAAGCAGCAGCCAAAAUUUAGAGAAAUUCCUAGAUUAAGACAAAUAAAUGGAAUUCAAUCAAUAAAGCCUAAUGCAGUCGAUAUCAGUUUUAAAAGGAGAUACUUUGUGGAGCAUAUUCCCACCAGAAAAAAGCAUUACACAGAGAAAAACUCUGAAUCUCCUCUUCCAAGAUGUGGUGAUUUCAGUGACAAUGAACAAAAUGAUAUCAAAAAUAACAGAUCUACAGAAAAUUUCAUAAAUAAGCGCAUCUCUUCAAGAUAUGUACCUAGUAUUGGAGAUGAUUCUCCUCUCACAAUUGAAACAAUCACGAGAAGUGUAAAAAGACAAAAAAAAGAGCUUUAG
Blepharisma stoltei is the source of this 2962-nucleotide messenger RNA. The record is from the annotation of a GenBank genome assembly. Lineage: Eukaryota; Ciliophora; Heterotrichea; Heterotrichida; Blepharismidae.